AUGGGGGCUCCCGAGUGGGACGUGGGGGAUGGUGCUCCUGGAGGAGGGGUCUGCUGCCGCGGGGGGCGGGCGCGGCCGGGGGCCGGGGGGCUGCGGAGCGGGGCCGUGCCGGGGGGCGGCGCCUUGGCCGGCCCGGGGGGACGGUGCAUGGAGGAGGGGUGGGUGCCGCUGCCGGGCUCUGUGUGUGCGUGUGCGUGUGUGUGCGGGCGCGGUGGCGGCUGUGGCGGCGGCGGCGCUGGGUCAUGUUUGUGUUUGAGGUUGUCAAGUGAAGGAGGCUCCCGGCCCCCCCGCUCCCCCCGCUCUUUCUCCCUCCCUCCCUCUCUCUCCCUCCCGCCGCCGCCGCUGCCGCCGCGCAGGGGUCGCCGCGCUCCCCGCCGCUGCCGCCGCCAUCAGCCGCCGCGCCGGCCCCUCCGCCAGGUUUGCAGCGGGCCCCGCGGGGGGCGGGAGGGGGCUCGGGAGGCGCUGCGGGGACGAGGGUGCGGGGCGGGACGGCCGCCCCCCGCCGCCCCCCUCGGCGUGGAGCUGCGGCAGCCACAACACAAUGUGUCCUCUACCGGCGGCGGGGGGGGACGGGCGGGCGGGGACGGGGAGGACCGCAGGCCCCGAUUCCCCCCUCAGCCCACCGCGCUCCGCCGCGGCCCCUCUGGGACGCGCGGGGACUCCGCGCUCCGGCUGCGCCCGCGCUGCCCCCGGGGGUGCCGGUGCGCCCCGGCUCCCGGUGGGCUUGUCCGGGCGUCCCCCCCUCCGCCCCGGGUCUGCAGCCGGGGUUUCGGGAGCACUGGGAGGCGCGGAGCCCCGGCCCGGCUCCUGUCGGCCCCGCCGCCGUCCCCGCUGGGUGCCGGGCCGCGGCCGCCCCCCGUCCCUCUGUCCCCCUUCCCCCCCACCCCCCCGCGGCAUGUGUGCAGCGCUUUGUUCGUCCCGCUCGCACAUACCGUCGGCUCCCCGGGCCCCGCGGUGGGCUGCCUCCCGCCCCGCUCCCCCAUUUUUGGGUGGGUUGUGCAGCCGCCCUGGGAGCUGCAGGUUCAGCUCCGGGUGGCGGGAGCCCCGGGCAAGAGGCCGGGAAGUGGUGCCGACGCUUUGCACAACAAAGGGCACCAGGAUCUGUGGCCCUGCCAGGGGACGGAGACACAGCGGGAGCGUGGGACUCAGCUGGAAGACCCCCGACUCUGGCACGCAUAA
Zonotrichia leucophrys gambelii is the source of this 1179-nucleotide messenger RNA. RefSeq names its product collagen alpha-1(I) chain-like. The transcript is spliced from 3 exons. NCBI's taxonomy places the organism in Eukaryota, Metazoa, Chordata, Aves, Passeriformes, Passerellidae. Bases 1 to 1179 code for a protein of 392 amino acids. The record is from RefSeq and is a predicted model, not a curated record.